ACUUAACAGCUGUCACUGUCAAAUGAAGCAAGCAAAAUAGCGUUCGUAUUUUUGUUGAUUUGAUUGUAUUUUUCAGAACAAAAUAUAGUAUAAAAAAAUAUGGCAGAAGGCACGGAAAAGGUGGAAAGUGGAUCAGACGCACGGAGACGAAUACUUACUAUAGCAGUAUCCACAGUUUUACUGGAAAAUGGCUUUGAAUCUACUGACAAAAUGGCACUAGAAACCCUUACAGAAAUGCUUCAAUGUUUUUUGUGCGAAGUUGGAAAUUCAGCCAAAAACUACUGUGAACUAUCAGGCAGAGUGGAGCCAAUGCUGGGUGAUGUGAUCAUGGCCUUAGUAAAUAUGGGUAUCAGCUUACAAGGCUUGGAACAGUAUGCAGCUCGUCCAAACAGACAUGUGAUCCAGCCACCACAGCAGGCUCCCGCUCCACGGACACCAGCAAUGUUAUCAGCGGGAUCCAAAGCCAAGCCUGCUCCUCAUAUACCAUUCCACCUGCCACCAUUACCUGAUCCACACGCUUAUAUUAGGACACCUACUCAUAAACAGCCAGUAACCGAAUAUGAAGCCAUUAGAGAGAAAGCGGCCUCACAGAAGAGGGACAUUGAGAGAGCACUGACAAAGUUCCUGGCAAAGACUAGUGAAACACACAACUUAUUUAACACAGAGGAUAACCAGGUCUUCCCAUUAAUAGCUUGCAAGCCAACAUUUCCUGCAUACUUACCAUGUCUGUUACCAACAGAUCAAGUAUUUGACUUUGAUGAAUUAGAAUAUCACUUCCAAGUUGCUAAUAGAACUGAAGAUAUGCCAGCUGAUAAAAAAGAACAAUCAGACAAUGAAGGAGACAACAUGGUUGACGGAGACAACCCAAGUAGUUCACAAAUGGACAACCCUGAUGCAAGUAUGGCAUCCAGCCCAGACCGAGGCAAAUCUGGCGGAUAAUUUAUACAAGAAAUUACAAAAUUUAAGAUUAAGGACAUAUUAGUAUUUAAAUAAAAUACAAUUUAAGACA
Spodoptera frugiperda (fall armyworm) is the source of this 1009-nucleotide messenger RNA. RefSeq names its product transcription initiation factor TFIID subunit 8 (gene Taf8). The coding region runs from base 100 to 939 and encodes 279 amino acids. The record is from RefSeq and is a predicted model, not a curated record. Lineage: Eukaryota; Metazoa; Arthropoda; Insecta; Lepidoptera; Noctuidae. Gene Ontology annotation, biological process: transcription initiation at RNA polymerase II promoter. Gene Ontology annotation, cellular component: transcription factor TFIID complex. Gene Ontology annotation, molecular function: protein heterodimerization activity. The transcript is spliced from 6 exons.